CUGUAUCAAGAAAAUUUAAUUAGAGCUAGUUGUUGCCUUGUGGAAAAUGUUCAGACAGUGGACUUACAAUUUCCUGACAGUUUUCUCGUUAACACCUUCUUUCAUAUUACUAUAAAUGUAAGGAAAAUGGCGAUCUUAGACCACACAUUAAGCAAUUAAAGAUGGCAGGUUCCAAGAAACAAAAACAUUUUGUUCUAGUCCACGGUGCAUGCCAUGGAGCUUGGUGCUGGUACAAGUUGAAGCCACGUCUUGAAUCCGCUGGCUACCGUGUCACGGCGCUUGACCUGGCGGCUUCUGGCAUCAACAUGAAGGCAAUUCAAGAAAUUCAGACUUUUGGUGAUUACUCAAAGCCUUUGUUAGAGUUUUUGGCUUCACUCCAAUCAGAUGAAAGGGUUAUACUUGUUGGUCACAGCCUUGGUGGUCUGAAUUUGGCUCUUGCAAUGGAAAAAUUUCCAGAAAAGAUUUCUGUUGCUGUUUUCUUGACUGCUUUCUUGCCGGAUUCAGUCCACCAGCCAUCAUUUGUCCUGCAAAAGUACAAUGAAAGGACCCCAAGUGAGGCAUGGUUGGACACACAAUUCCUGCCCUAUAGCACCUCCUUACCGCAUCUUUCGACAAUGUUUUUCGGCCCCAAAUUCUUAUCCUCCAAGCUCUAUCAGCUGACACCGAUAGAGGAUCUUGAGUUGGCAAAGACUUUGACAAGGCCAUCAUCAUUGUUUCAACAUGAUUUGUCAAUGGCAAAAAAAUUCUCAAGUGAAGGAUAUGGAUCUGUUAAAAAAGUGUAUAUUAGAUGCGAAGAAGACAAGGCAAUACCUAAAGAAUUUCAAGAAUGGAUGAUUGAAAAUAAUCCUGUUGAAGAAGUGAUCAAGAUGGAAGGAGUAGAUCACAUGCCCAUGUUUUGCAAACCACAGCAACUGUGUAACAGUCUCUCUCAAAUUGCUGAUAAACAUGCGUAAAAAUAUUUAGAGAGCCUUUGUUUAAUAUUAUUAUAUGCUAAUACUAUUAAAUAUUAAUUAGGGUCAUUAUAAUAAAACAUUGUGUUGUUAUCAUUAGACAUUGUUAUCAUAAAAUAUCGUGUUGGUAUCAUUAGAUAUUGUUGUUAAUUAAUUUAAAUUUUAAUCAGCCAAAUU
Molecule: messenger RNA, 1127 nt
Organism: Jatropha curcas
Lineage: Eukaryota; Viridiplantae; Streptophyta; Magnoliopsida; Malpighiales; Euphorbiaceae
Product: salicylic acid-binding protein 2
Biological process (GO): jasmonic acid metabolic process; salicylic acid metabolic process
Molecular function (GO): methyl jasmonate esterase activity; methyl indole-3-acetate esterase activity; methyl salicylate esterase activity
Source: RefSeq, a predicted model, not a curated record